GUAGAUUAUUUCCAGGAAGUGUAAUCGAACGGAUGGAUGAGCUAGAUGCCGGGAUAGAGGAAAUUGAAUAAUGGCUCUUUCCAGGAGCUUAAGAUGCUGUCAAAGGGUUUUUUCCUGGAUACCAGUCAUAAUCAUCACUUCAGUUGGACUGUGGUCGUACUAUGCCUACGUGAUUGAGCUAUGUUUGUUUACAAUAACGAAAGGUUUGGAAAAAGUGGCCUACCUGCUAGUGUUUCACAUCUGCUUCGGGAUGUUCUCUUGGACAUACUGGAAGGCAAUCUUUACCCCACCCGCAUCUCCUUUCAAGAAGUUCCAGCUCUCCUACAUUGACAAGGAGCGCUAUGAGAUGGAGGAGAGGCCAGAUGCCCAGAAACAGAUACUGGUGGACAUUGCCAAGAACCUGCCCAUCUUCACUCGAGCUGCAUCCGGAGCUGUCAGGUUUUGUGACCACUGCCAGGUUCUGAAGCCGGACCGCUGUCAUCACUGCUCCAUUUGUGAAACGUGUGUGUUGAAGAUGGAUCAUCAUUGUCCAUGGGUCAACAACUGCGUGGGCUUCUCCAACUACAAAUUCUUCCUGCUGUUCCUCUCCUACUCCAUGCUCUACUGCAUCUUCAUUGGAGCCACCGUCUUUCAGUACUUUGUCAAAUUCUGGGUGGGGGACCUGCCCAACGGACGCACUAAGUUCCAUGUCCUCUUCCUCAUGUUUGUGGCACUCAUGUUCUUCGUCAGUCUUAUGUUCCUAUUUGGUUACCACUGCUGGCUGGUGGCCAAGAACAGGUCCACUCUGGAGGCCUUUUCUGAACCAGUCUUUGUAACUGGUCCAGACAGGAACGGCUUCAACGUAGGCCUGAAGAGGAACUUGGAGCAAGUGUUUGGAGAAGACAAGAGGCUGUGGUUCAUCCCUGUUUGUACCAGCCAAGGAAACGGACAUUAUUUCCCCCUCAAGAGCCAAAGUGAGUCCAGGAACCCCUUACUGGCAAAUGAGGAGGGCUGGGAGGAGGAAGAGGACGGGUCAGAGGAAGGCUGCCUGGAUCUGGACCCUUCGGUUACUAUAGAGAUGGAAGAGUAAGAGAUGGAUGAGGUAGAUUGAACAUUCCUAUUGCCUGAAACUGUGCUGUCAUCCGGAUAAUUUAAGUAAUUUUGCAGUGAUUUUUUUUCCGGUCUCUCUAUAGAAAACUGGGACACUUUGUAGAGCUCUGAGGACUAUGGGACUGCACAUGUAGAGCUGUAUUGUGGUUUACACAUUCACAAUCCUGUGAAGCCUUCAAAAACUCUGAA
Hypomesus transpacificus is the source of this 1278-nucleotide messenger RNA. RefSeq names its product zinc finger DHHC-type palmitoyltransferase 15b (gene zdhhc15b). NCBI's taxonomy places the organism in Eukaryota, Metazoa, Chordata, Actinopteri, Osmeriformes, Osmeridae. Bases 71 to 1069 code for a protein of 332 amino acids. The record is from RefSeq and is a predicted model, not a curated record. The transcript has 11 exons. Gene Ontology annotation, cellular component: endoplasmic reticulum; Golgi apparatus. Gene Ontology annotation, molecular function: protein-cysteine S-palmitoyltransferase activity. Gene Ontology annotation, biological process: synaptic vesicle maturation; peptidyl-L-cysteine S-palmitoylation; protein targeting to membrane.